This is a messenger RNA of Microthlaspi erraticum, 2040 nucleotides long. NCBI's taxonomy places the organism in Eukaryota, Viridiplantae, Streptophyta, Magnoliopsida, Brassicales, Brassicaceae. The record is from the annotation of a GenBank genome assembly.
AUGGGGGAUUUUGAACAAUGGCGUGAUGAUGCAGAAGUAUUUGGUGAAACAUCAACCGUUGUGUCAGAAAAUCCAGCCAUUAAUGCUGAGAUUCCAGCUGUUGAAUCGGAACCUGCAGAAAAUGCAGAGAAUGAAGAAACUGCAGAAAAUGCAGAGAGUGAAGAAAUUGCAGAAAAUGAAAUCUCUGCUACAAAGAUUGUUGAAACAGUGGAGGUUGCCUUGCCUCUACCCGUUGCAGAAAAGGAGAUUGAAGCCGCACAGGAUGUUAGUGUCAAAGAAUUGGGGCGUGGACAUCGUGAGAAACAAGUUUCCACACGCCUUAAAGACUUUGUCUUACAUACAGUUCAUGACAAAGACGAUCCACUAGAAGUCACUGUGGAAUUUACAGAUGAUAUCAAUUAUCCUCUGUCUGAUUAUCUAGAUAGUAGUCGUUUCUCACAAAGUCAUCGAGCACUUCUUGCUGCGAUAACAGCUGGGACAGAACCUACUCUGUUUCGAGAUGCUGUAGUUUACGAAGUUUGGUGUGAUGCGAUGAAAGUAGAGAUUGGAGCUUUGGAACUGAAUAAGACGUGGGAUUUGGUAAAACUACCGCCUGGAAAGCGAGCAAUAGGCUGUAAAUGGGUGUACAAGAUCAAGUAUCGGUCAGAUGGUACGAUCGAGAGGUACAAGGCACGUUUAGUAAUACUCGGAAACAAUCAGCAAGAAGGUGUUGAUUACACUGAGACUUUUGCUCCAGUCAUUAAGAUAACGACGAUUCGAGUAUUCUUGGGUGUUGCAGCAGCAAAGAAAUGGGAACUCCACCAAAUGGAUGUGCAUAAUGCGUUUUUGCAUGGAGAUCUCGAAGAGGAGGUGUACAUGAAACCGCCUCCUGGUUUUAGAAACGAUGAUCCGACUCUUGUUUGUCAAUUGAGAAAAUCGCUUUAUGGGCUUAAGCAAGCUCCACGGUGUUGGUUUGCAAAGCUACGAGAUGCUCUUAAGAAGUAUGGUUUUCUUCAGUCAUACGCUGACUACUCGCUUUUCUCAAGGACCAAAGGAUCAUCGGAAAUGUACGUAUUGGUAUACGUAGAUGAUCUCAUCAUAGGUGGGAAUGAUUCAUCUGCUAUUGCUGAAUUUAAAAAGUAUUUGGGACAAUGCUUUCACAUGAAGGAUCUAGGUCCUUUGAAAUACUUCCUUGGUAUUGAAGUAGCACGAAAUCCAGAAGGGAUUUUUCUUUGCCAACGAAAGUAUACACUGGACAUCAUUGGUGAAGUCGGCUUGUUGGGAGCAAAACCGGUGGCGCAACCUAUUGGACAGCAACACAAGUUGGCAUUGUCUGAUAGUCCGUUACUUGGCUCUCCGGAGAAGUAUAGGCGGCUGGUUGGACGUCUUAUAUACUUGAAUGCAACACGACCAGAUCUGACUUAUCAUGUUCAUGUGCUGUCGCAAUUUAUGCAGUUUCCGCGGUUUGAUCAUUGGGAUGCUGCUUUGCGUGUGGUGCGAUAUCUGAAGGGCACGCCUGGACAAGGGAUUUUGUUAAGCUCUGCUUGUGAAAUGAAGUUACAUGGCUGGUGUGAUUCUGUUUGGGGAGGAUGUCCGUUAACAAGACGCUCUAUUAGUGGUUGGUUUGUGACUCUUGGUGACUCACCUGUGUCAUGUAAAUCGAAGAAACAAGACAUUGUUUCUCAUUCUUCAGCUGAGGCGGAGUAUAGAUGUAUGUCAAAGACAUUAGAUGAGCUGAAAUGGCUGCAUCAAUUACUCAAUAGUUUUGGCGUGAAACAUGAUGGUCCGAUGGAUUUGCAUUGUGAUAAUCAAGCGGCGUUGUAUAUCGCAGCUAAUCCGGUGUUUCACGAACGAACAAAACAUGUGGAAAUGGAUUGUCACAGUGUUCGCGAUGCAGUGCAAGAUGGGACGAUUGUCACACGCAAAGUGAAAACAACCGAUCAACUCGCCGAUGUGUUUACAAAAGCACUUGGAUGUCGUGAGUUUGAAUUGAUCAUGUCCAAGUUGGGAACUCGUAAUCUGCAUUCUACCAAGUUCCAACUUGGGGGGGUGUUGGACUGA